GCUCCACGGGGCCUUCGCCUCGGACUUCGAAUCGGAGAUGUCGCAGAGGUACGAAGCCUAUGCGGAGCAUGAUGCGUUGGAGGCUCCUGGUGGCAAACAUCGCAUCAGGACCACCAAGGCCCAGGCGUUGCGCGUGGGCGCGCGGCGCUUGGCGGAGGCGCCGCCGAGGAUUUUGAGGCCCAAGGAUCCCUUCAGGCACCUUACUCCUCGGCUGCUGCUGCAGCCGCUGUCUGCUCGGGAGAAGUCAGCGCCUGAGGAGCUUGAUGCAAGCCACGAGGUUGCUGAAGGUGGUCCAGAGACUGAUGCGCCGGAUCUGGGAUGACAGAAGCCAUCGAUUUUUACCCCUGGAAGUUUAGCGACCAAAAAAGACUUGGAAACCUCUGGAAGAUGAGUUUCUGAACUUGG
Molecule: messenger RNA, 405 nt
Organism: Cladocopium goreaui
Lineage: Eukaryota; Dinophyceae; Suessiales; Symbiodiniaceae
Source: the annotation of a GenBank genome assembly